Messenger RNA from Bactrocera latifrons, 5004 nucleotides. RefSeq lists its product as uncharacterized. The transcript is spliced from 6 exons. The record is from RefSeq and is a predicted model, not a curated record. The coding region runs from base 621 to 4457 and encodes 1278 amino acids. Lineage: Eukaryota; Metazoa; Arthropoda; Insecta; Diptera; Tephritidae.
GAUCGGGUCGACGAACGCGGAUCCGGCAGUACAACUCCGCUUAACGUCUGUGUGAACGGGCUGCGCGCUAAGUCUCCAACGGCAGCGCCAAACUACUUGGAGCCGAGCGCAGAGGAACGGAAAGAAUUCUGUGUGUGUGUGUGCCUCAACCUUCAGUUACAUAAGUGCAAAGUAAAAUAAAAGAAAAAACUUAUUUUCGAAUCAGAUUACGAUUCUGAUUUGGUGUUCAAAAAUAAUAUUUGUGUGCAACGUUAAAUAAAUAAUAACAUUAUAUAAGAAGUUAACUUCGGGAAGRCAGUGAAUUAAGAAAGGAGAAUAAGAGAUUUGCAGCUUUCGCAGCGAGCAGAUGUUACAGUUAAACGCACAAACCAAACUGUAUGCCAAUAUCUGUAGCAACCACAAAAAACAUAACAAAAUUUCCACCAGUUCUGUGUUUCUGACGCGCGCACGCCGCACCCACAGCCAACGGCACGACAAUAAAGCAGGCGCCGCCGCCGCCACAACCAUUGCCAGAGUCAACGUGUCACAUAGCUGCUGAGGGUACGCCCCCGUGCGCCAAAACGCUUAGCAACAACAACAACACUGCCAUCGCCAACAGCGCCACCGCCACAGACAACAAAAUGCCGAUUUGCAAUAAGCCCGCGCAGGCGACAAAAAACGUCGCCGAAUUCGAUGACUACGCCUCAGAGGCUGCCAAAAUGAAGCGCACACGCGAACAGGCCUACUUCAAUUCGUACAAUUUCGACGCAAUCCAUCCCUAUGACCAGGACGAUAUCGAAGCCAUGGAGGCUCAAGGUGUCCACAAGGUAGUCGGUGUUUCGGCUGCUGCUGUUGCAACACACGCAAGUGCAAUCACUGCCACAAAAGUGCCGCCCAUUGUUGGUGGCAGCAAUAGUCAGAAUCMACAACAACAACAACAAUUACAAAAGCCACACAAUACGCUUAAGACGAUUUAUCGCGCUGCCUCGUCCAUCGCCUCGUCGACGCCGAGCACACGCAGCAGCUUUCAACACAGCAGCAGUAGCGGGCGCAGCAGCAUUGCUGACGAUGUGAAUAAUAUUGAUGCUGUAGGCUAUAUGCGUCGCCCGCAACCUGCCGGCGAACUGACCUACACGUAUAUGCAACGCUUCGGUGUGCGUUUGGUGCGUUCGCGCAAUGCUUCGCCGUCGCCGGAUUUGGAGCGCACCAGCCCAGAGGGUGGCAGUGGAGGAGCUGCCAUCGCGCCAGCCGAAGACUUAGUGUCGGUGCAUACGAAGAAGGGUGGCGCAACCGAGGCGUCGGAGAAUGGCAAUUUUCUGCUGCCACGCGCCAUGCUGAAGUACCAAAGUGUUGGCAAUGCGAAUUCAAUGCCAUUGGCAGUCAACAGCAGUGGACGCGCGGACAAAUUACUGCAAAAUGGCCAUAACCAUCAACAGCUGAGCGGCAACAACGAAAGCGGCUAUAAUAAUAAUAACAACAGCAACCACCACAACAACAACAGUGCCAGUUACAAUAAAUACAAUAAUAGCAACAACAACAGCAGCAGUAAGACAAUGAUGAUGACCACCAAUGCCAUUUGCAACAAACACAGUAACAACAACAACAAUGAUAGUAACAACCACAGCAACAGUAGUAGUAGUCUUAGCAGUAACAAAAGUAACGCUACUGCGAAUAUAGCCAACACCAAGCCGAUAAACAACAGCAAUAGCAAAAGCAACAACAACAACACCUCCACCACCACCAAUAGCCAUAUAGCUACUAAAAACGGGCUAAACUAUGCGAACAGCAAUGAUGGUUACGCCAGUUUACUAGUCGCCAGCGACGUUGCUAGCACAGCGCCUUUCAGAGUGGCAACGGCCGCGAAGACGCCAACAGCUGCAACAGCAAAGGCUAAGACAACAACAGGCGUGCCAAAAGCAACGGCCACAGCACCGGGUGCAGCCGUGCGCGUCAAGAAACAGUCUACCAGUUCAACAAUUACAACAACAACAACCUCGUCCARCGUAAGCGCAGCCGAACACAACGAAACGACCACGCCGGCAACGACUGCGACGGCAGCGGUUGCGACGCCGCCACGAGGCAACGGCAACAGCAAAGUCAGCCAAACGUCAAAAAGUGGUGAUACCAAGUCGGCACAGAGUGGUAGCGUUGAGCGUCGCGGACGCACCAGUUCACAUCAGUCGCACUAUUCGACGGACAAAAGCGGCUCGUCCGGUUACUACAGUUCGAACGUUUGCUCUACAUAUUCACUGGACGAGCAUAUCUAUUGCGAACCGGUUAUAGAUAUCCUAGACGUGAGUCGCACGGGUGCUGGUGCUAACGGCGCCGCUGGUAAGGCUAGUAAAAGUGCACGCUCCGAGUGUACGAAUACAAAAGCCAACACCAAUAGUGGUGAUAAUAGUAAAAUUAAUCAAACAACAAACGAAAUGAGUAGCAAAGGUGGUGGCGCAACGAAACGGUGUUACGGGCGACGCAACGCGACAGCGGUGGCAAGUCGUAAAGGCGAAAGUGGAAUUGCGGGUUGUAGUGAGCUGGACGGUGAGGAUGAUUGUGAUGGUGAUGCAGAGGAUGAGUCUGCGGCGGCCAUGGUGGCGCGUCGUGGUAACAGCAAGAGUGGACGCAAGUCCCAGGCAGUCGCAGAGACUACCUUCGGCGCGGAUAAAAUACCGGCUAGCUUACAGUUCUUAUUAAAACGACAGACCUCCGAUGAGAAUGCCAACUCACAGCACUUCAGCGAGAAUCUGCGCAUACUCGAGACGAGCAUAGAAAAUCUCGAUCGUCAUUUAAAGAAUUUUCCAAGUCUGAGUUCGCAUGAACACAUCGCUGCAUUUGUACAGGCACAUCAUCAUCACCAUCAUCAUCAUCUUGCUUACCUGCAAACGCCGUCGUCCGUAGAGACGGGCGAUAAGUUGGCUACGCGCGUGCCACCGCAUGUGACGCAACAUCAAUUGCCCACCAUUAUGGAAGGUUACGAUCCCGCCAAUCAACCACGUCGUUCAUGGCCCGAUGACAUGGUGGAUGAUUCGCUGCUCGACAUUGACCUCGACUCAUUUCUGCUAGUCAACGAACGUAAAGCCGGCGGUAUUGGCAAGUCGACACGUAAGUCGUCGCUGCAUGCUGUUGGUGGCAUCGACAAUCCCACUUUUCUCACCGAGGAGCAGGAAGAGGAGAAUAAUUACAAGUGUGCAAAAUAUAUCAAUUCCUGCCCGGAUGAUGCGUAUCAUGUCGAAAGUGAUAUAGUUGGUGGUACUGGCACCGUCUCGGAGAAGUCCGUCUCGGUGGCCGAUCAUUAUAUGAAACGUUACGAGGAUCAGCUACACUUUCAGAGCACACGUGAACUGCUCGAAGAUGUGCGCGAUAAAAUACGUUUGCUCUCGCAGGCGAGCGGCAACACCAGCCGCAGUGGCAGCGCCAAAACGCAUAGUCCUGAAAGGUCAUUGAGUGUGACCACACCCACCGAACAAUUGCCGCGCGAAUUGGAGGGCAUGAUCAAGACGCUGAAAACCGAACUAGAAAACUAUUUAGAUCGCAUGAAUCAGCAUAGUGAAUUGGAGAUACGCCAACUGUGUAGCGGUCUUGUGCGUAAUCACAAUAUCGUCAAAAUGACGAAGGCCUUCGAACGUCGUCGCUCAACGCACAGUCUCGGUACAAUCGAAUCGGAUUACGGUUAUGUCGGCGGUAACUACGAAGCAAUUUGCGAUGGCGUGCCAACAAGUAUACGCGAACAAAUCGUGUCCAUACGCUGCGCUAGUGAUCCGAAUUUCAAAAUGAAACGCAAAUCGCUUACCGAAGUCUUUCCCGUCGCCGAUUGUUAUGCUGAGUCGGAAAAAUUGCAAACGCCCGCGACUCAGAUAGCUCAACAGCAACUACGUCCAUCGUUACCGCGUCGCGAUCGUGUGGAACAACGACAACGCGAGCAUGAUCAAAAUGUGAUCACUUUACAUGUGCCCACAACACAAUUGCAGCGUAAUUUGUCCUUCCAACAGCCGGUACUGAACAAAUUAGAUGCGAAGUCAUUGCAAGCGCCGCCGACCGACGCCGAAAUUAGCGGUAAGGGUGGUAACACGAAUGGCUCCGGUGCUGCGAACGGUAACGGUAACGGUAGUGGCGGUGAAUCCGGCGAAUCGGGUGAUAAGGAUUCCAUUCUGGAGUGGCAUCGAAAGAAGCCGAGUAUUUGGGAAAUGUACUACGGCACGAAUCGCAUGAAUCAAUCAUUGUUGGGCAAACGCAAUGGCAUGGUCACAAACAACAACAAUCAGGUCCCGAUGUCCUAUCCAUCAUCACGCCCUGAGUCCGACUUCACUUUGGACCUGCCACGUGCCGAGCAGCUACGCAUCAAAAUGGAAAAGGAAAAGAAAUUCCGGCAAAGAUGUCGCUACAUCACAACAUUUCUGAGUCUGGUCUUCUUCUUGCUCACCGUUAUGGUGGUCAGUUUGGUGUUGACGCGCGGCAAGCGCAUGUUCGGCAGCAUGAUUUAAAGCGAAAGCAGAGAAAAUUAAGARCUUUCAGUAAAAUACAAAAUUUGAGAGCUAGAUGGGAGGCAAAAUAAAAAGCGCGAAGUAAGCGAAACUAAGAUAAAAUUCAAAAUUGCAAAGACGUCAGCUUAAGAUUAUACUCGUAUACGUAAAAGCAGUUUACCUUUGACAUAUGCGCAUGUUUUAUCAAAUUUUGUUUUCGAAUUUUUGUUUAUGCGAACUUUUAUUAGAACUGUCAGAUAAAUGAGUUUCAUUAUUAUUAGUUAGCAUUUUUAUUUGAAAUUUUUAUUGAAACCAGUUUCGAUUUUGAGCUUGAUUUCAAAUUGCUUUUCAUUAAUUUUGGUUUUGGAAAAGUGUUUUUUGUGUGUUUAAAAAAUCGUUCUAAAUAUGAAAAACACACUGAAAUUAUGUACGAAAGAGUCAAAGAACGCUGGAAAUUGUGAAAAAAAUKUGUUUUGUAAGUCUGUUAUCCUUGUAAUAAUUAUGCAAAAAUUUGUGGCUUUUCAAUUUAAAUAUUUCUAUUUCUUGGCUUAAUUAAAUUUUUUUUGCA